Molecule: messenger RNA, 756 nt
Organism: Teleopsis dalmanni
Lineage: Eukaryota; Metazoa; Arthropoda; Insecta; Diptera; Diopsidae
Exons: 2
Coding region: 112-675 (187 amino acids)
Biological process (GO): mitochondrial translation
Cellular component (GO): mitochondrion; mitochondrial small ribosomal subunit
Molecular function (GO): structural constituent of ribosome
Source: RefSeq, a predicted model, not a curated record
ACUGUCAAACUCAAGCGACAGCCUUCUGCGAUAUAUGGCAGAAGGUAUAAAAUAAUUCUUUUGACAAACAUAAAUAAAUACAUUAAAUUUUUAUUGUCUUAACAUAAAAACAUGUCAAAAACAGUUAUUAAACUUAUAGGACGGAAAACAGAUUUUCGUGGCGAGUCACUUUGGGAUGUACUAUCUAAUUUGCGCAAUUUCGGCGUUGGCCGUCUAGUGAUACGUAACAUGUUUCAGCGUUAUCCGGAACCAUGCUAUUACAAAAUACUUAAUGUUGAAGCUUUUCCAGCUCCAACUAAUCCACAUGAACCACGUAAAUCAAUAGUAACUGUAGAAAAAACCUGGCGUGGUGUUACUUCUCCAAAACCCGUAACAAUAUUUAGUACUAGUUACAAAUGUGACUACGAACUUGUGCCAAAGGAAGAAGAGGAAAAAUAUUUAAAUAAUUCUAAAAAGAUUGAAGAAAAAAUAUUACCAAAUAAAAUAGACAUGCCCCCACUACUGCGAGAAUUUGUCACACAAGAAACUGGAGAAAAGAAUCCAAUGCUAAAGCUGCACUUCAAAAAAACACAUAACAAAUUUGUACGCGUGGCAGAAGAAGGUGAAAAACCGAAUGUGCAAAUAUCGAUGGGUAUUGGUAAACCAAAAAGUAGUUUAUAUGAAGGUGUUUUAUAAACAACAAUUUACAAUAAUUUACACAAUAAAUUUAUUUCAAAAAUAAAUAUAAUUGUUAUAGAAUGUAUCGUUACUGUAUGU